AUGGCAGUUGUGUUUUGGUAUGUGGAAAAGAGUAGGAUAGUCAAAGAGAGAUUCAUAAGUCUUACUCAUGUAAGUGAUACAUCUUCAUCAUCUUUGAAAUCUGCAAUUGAUUCUUUGUUUUCUAAGUAUGGAUUAAGCAUUACGAAGGUGAUAGGGCAAGGUUAUGAUGAUGCAAGUAACAUGAAGGGUGAGUUCAAUGGGCUAAGGUCAUUAAUCUCAAAGGAAAGCACAUCAACAUAUUAUGUUCAUUGCUUUGUUCUUCAGCUUCAAUUAGUUGUUGUGGCAGUUGCCAAAAAGCAUUUUGUUGUUGGAGGCUUCUUUGAUAUGAUUUCUCUGCUGUUGAAUGUGGUGGGAACUUCAUGUAAAAGGAAGGAUGCGCUUAGAGAGAGUCACAAAGAAAUGACUGAGAAAGAAGUUAAUGAUGGUGAACACAAAACUGGAAAAGGGUUAAAUCAAGAUGUUUCUGUUCAAAGACCAGGGAUGACUCGUUGGGGCUCUCACUAUAGAACUUUGCUGCGUGUGGUUGAGUGUUUUUCUUAUAUCGUUCAAGUGCUUGAAUGUGUUCAGAAGGAUGGCGCAGAUGACUCAAAAAGACGUCAAACAUAUGGUCUCCUCAGUUAUGUGGAUAACUUUGAUUUUGUGUUCUAUUUGCAAGUGGUGGUUCACUUUUUAGGAGUCACAAAUAUUUUAUCAUUGGCCCUUGAAAACAAAGAUCAAGAUAUUUUGAAUGCAAUGUCCAUAGUAGCAUCAACGAAAAGACAGUUGCAGAAGUUUAGAGAUGAUGGAUGGAAUUCUCUUAUGCUUAAAGUUUCUUCUUUCUCUAAGAAACAUAGUAUUGAAGAGCUUGAUAUGAAGGAAGAUUUCCUUGACACAAGAAGGCGAAGGAAAAAAACAGGAGUCAUAAAUGAACAUCACUAUAAGGUUAAAUGCUUAUAUGCAAUUUUGGAUUUGCAGCUCCAAGAGUUCUACGACCGCUUUAAUGAGGUGAACAUUGAACUACUUAUUUGUGCUGCUUCUUUAUCUCCCAUCGAUUCGUUCUCUCAGUUUGACCAUUCAAAACUGAUGAGAUUAUCGACUUUCUACCCAUCUGACUUUAGUCAAGGAGAAUGCAUGUCUCAAUAUAGACAUCGAAUGUUUUCAUUAUAG
Messenger RNA from Brassica napus (rape), 1146 nucleotides. Its product is annotated as zinc finger MYM-type protein 1-like. The transcript has a single exon. NCBI's taxonomy places the organism in Eukaryota, Viridiplantae, Streptophyta, Magnoliopsida, Brassicales, Brassicaceae. The record is from RefSeq and is a predicted model, not a curated record. Bases 1 to 1146 code for a protein of 381 amino acids.